UGAUGAUGUGUAUAUGGCUGUAAAGAAAUUAAGGCAUGAGGAAAUUAAUUCUGCAAGAAGGUGUAUUUAGUGUCUCUGUAUUUCCAUAACGGAUAACAACUUGUUGAUGUAUUUGAUAAAUUGACAAUUUAUUUACACAUAGUUUUUCAAAAUGAAGCUAAGUGUCGAUGGGCUGCUGGUGUAUUUUCCGUAUGAUUAUAUUUAUCCAGAACAGUAUGCAUACAUGUUGGAAUUGAAGAAGGGACUAGACGCUAAGGGCCACUGCCUACUGGAAAUGCCAUCAGGAACUGGAAAAACUGUGUCUUUGCUUUCUCUUAUUGUUGCAUACAUGAUUGCAAAUCCUCUGAGUGUGACCAAGCUCAUCUACUGCUCACGAACUGUUCCUGAGAUUGAAAAGGUUUUAGAGGAAUUGAAGAAAUUAAUGACCUAUUACGAGAAAGAGAGGGGACAGGCGCCAAAAAUGGUAGGGUUGGUCCUCAGCUCAAGGAAGAACAUGUGCAUUCAUCCUCAGGUGAGCAAAGAGCGUGAUGGGAAAAUUGUUGAUGGACGAUGCCACAGCUUAACUGCUUCUUAUGUUCGAGAAAGACACAAUUAUGAUGACAGUAUACCCAUCUGUUCAUUUUAUGAAGGUUUUGACAUUGAAGGACGUGAAGUGCAGCUGGAGCCCGGUGUAUACAGUCUGGAUGACUUGAAGGAAUAUGGGCAGGAGAGAAACUGGUGUCCGUACUUUUUGGCAAGAUAUACAAUUCUGCAUGCAAACAUUGUGGUGUACAGCUACCAUUACUUGUUGGAUCCAAAGAUAGCUGAUGUUGUAUCUAAAGAACUCUCCAGAUCCUCUGUUGUUGUGUUUGAUGAAGCUCACAAUAUAGACAAUGUGUGCAUUGACUCAAUGAGCGUAAAAAUAAACAGGAGAAUCAUAGACAGGAGCACAGCCAACAUACAGUUGCUGGAGCAGACUGUCAAUGAGAUGAAAGAAGAUGAUGCAAAAAAAUUGAAGGAGGAGUAUCAGAGGUUGGUGGAGGGCUUGAGAGAUGCAAGUGUUGCCAGAGAGACGGAUGUUGUGUUAUCCAACCCUGUGUUGCCUGAUGAAGUUCUGAAAGAGGCUGUUCCAGGCAGCAUUCGAACUGCAGAGCAUUUUGUAGGAUUUCUGAAGAGGUUUGUGGAGUACCUGAAGACACGACUUCGUGUGCAGCAUGUGGUAUUGGAAUCCCCAGCCAGCUUCCUCAAAGAUGUCUACCAGAAAGUGUGCAUUGAGCGCAAACCUCUCCGGUUUUGCCAUGAAAGAUUGGCAUCGCUCUUACGUACAUUGGAAAUUGCUGAUCUCACAGACUUUUCACCACUGAUUCUUAUUACUCAUUUGGCAACACUGGUGUCAACAUACACAAAAGGAUUCACCAUUAUUGUGGAACCAUUUGAUGACAAAACUCCGACAGUAUCAAAUCCCAUCCUUCACUUUAGCUGUCUGGAUUCCUCUAUUGCUAUCAAGCCAGUGUUUGACCGGUUUCAAACUGUGGUGAUCACAUCUGGAACUCUGUCACCACUAGAUAUGUACCCCAAGAUUCUGGACUUCCAUCCGGUCAUCAUGAGUUCCUUCACCAUGACAUUAGCGAGGCCCUGUCUCCUCCCAAUGAUUGUUUCUAAGGGCAAUGACCAAGUUGCUAUCUCGUCCCGGUUUGAGACACGGGAAGACGUUGCUGUGGUGCGGAACUAUGGCCAGCUGUUAGUGGAGAUUGCAACCAUUGUACCAGAUGGAGUUGUGUGUUUCUUCACAUCAUAUCUAUACCUGGAGUCUGUAGUGGCAAGUUGGUAUGACCAGGGUGUAGUGGACAGUUUGCAGCGAAACAAGCUUCUAUUUAUUGAAACUCAAGAUGCAGCAGAAACCAGCCUUGCUCUUCUGAACUACAUCAGAGCCUGUGAAAGUGGGAGAGGAGCUGUACUGUUGUCUGUGGCUCGAGGAAAGGUUUCAGAAGGUGUGGACUUUGAUCAUCAUCUGGGCCGAGCUGUUCUGAUGUUUGGGAUUCCUUAUGUAUACACACAGUCAAGAAUACUGCGGGCCAGAUUAGAAUAUCUCCGGGACCAGUUCCAGAUACGUGAAAAUGACUUCCUGACAUUUGAUGCAAUGAGACAUGCUGCACAGUGUGUGGGGCGGGCCAUCAGGGGCAAGACUGACUAUGGUAUCAUGAUAUUUGCAGACAAGAGGUUCUCUCGUGCUGACAAACGCAAUAAGCUUCCAAAGUGGAUACAAGAACACCUCAAAGAUUCACUGUGUAACUUAUCUACUGAAGAGGCUGUCCAGGACAGGUGUUUGGGAGUCAUUGGUUACAGAAGAAAUGAACUACAGCAAAGUAUAAUUUGAAUAUAAUAGAUAUACAGAGGUUAAACUGCUUGAUGAGGAGAAAUGUGUAUUUUACCAUGGAAAGAGAAAAAGAACCACAGCUUUGGUACCAGCUUGUUAUUGAAGAAUUGCCUUAAGAAAAGCUCUUAUGUGGAACUAGAAUGCAUAUUUGAUUAAUUUUGUAGGUCCCACAUGCAAAAUUUGGCAGGAGAUUUGUGUGGUGAAGUGCUACUGAUACUGUCUCUACUGUUAGCACAGGUAAUUAGGAACUGGUGGCUGUGUCUGCUUGCAGAUUUCUAAACGCUGGCUGAGGCAGAUGGCACAACCGUUCAGUCGAGAGGAUCAGCUGGGUGUGUCACUGCUCACAUUAGAGCAGCUGCACAGU
Messenger RNA from Cryptotermes secundus, 2720 nucleotides. It is a transcript of the gene Xpd, whose product is annotated as general transcription and DNA repair factor IIH helicase subunit XPD. Gene Ontology annotation, molecular function: damaged DNA binding; ATP binding; DNA helicase activity. Gene Ontology annotation, biological process: transcription by RNA polymerase II; nucleotide-excision repair; positive regulation of mitotic recombination. Lineage: Eukaryota; Metazoa; Arthropoda; Insecta; Blattodea; Kalotermitidae. The coding region runs from base 152 to 2356 and encodes 734 amino acids. Gene Ontology annotation, cellular component: nucleus. The transcript has 15 exons. The record is from RefSeq and is a predicted model, not a curated record.